GGACUGUAGGGGAAGGAGGAGGUGGGAAUAAGGAUGCAUUGCUUGUGCACAGUGGAAGCAGCAGGGAGUGCAGCAGCGUCUGUGAGAGGGAAAAAAAGAACCUGUACGGAAUGGAAGAGCGAUAGAGCUACUCUGUCGGUAUUGUCAAGACUCCCACCACAGCCAUUAUCACGCUGGAUUCCGUGUUAAUGGUAGAGAGUCAUAACAGCCCUGAGAUGCCCAAAGGACCAGCUGUGUGUAUGUGGUGCCAGCUCUGAUAUGACGCUGAGAGCACGAGGGGCGUCUACCUCUCUCAUACUGCUGCUGCUGCCGUUGCUGAGCUGGAGCCACCUGUGCCACUCACUACGUGUACCAAAACUGUCAUCCUAUGCAAAAGCAGAGGACAAGCUGUUUAAAUAUCUCUUUGGAAACUACCAGAAAUGGGUCCGUCCUGUGGAAUAUCUAAACCAGACGAUCUGUGUGAAGUUUGGGCUGGCUAUCUCCCAGCUAGUUGAUGUGGAUGAGAAAAAACAACUAAUGACAACAAAUGUUUGGAUGAAACAGGAAUGGAUUGAUAUGAAACUUCGAUGGAACCCUGAGGACUAUCAGGGCAUCACAACCAUUCGCAUCCCAUCUGACAGAAUCUGGAUCCCUGAUGUUGUACUGUAUGAUAAUUCAGAUGGACGGUUUGAAGGAACUGUCACUAAGGCUGUUGUUAAGUAUGAUGGAACCAUAUCUUGGACUCCACCAGCAAAUUACAAGUCCGCCUGCACCAUUGACGUCACCUUCUUCCCUUUUGAUCUCCAGAACUGUUCAAUGAAGUUUGGAUCUUGGACCUAUGAUGGCUCCCAGGUGGACAUCAUUCUGGAGGAUUUCCAUGUUGACAAGCAAGACUAUUUUGACAAUGGAGAGUGGGAGAUAGUAAAAGCCACAGGCAGCCGCGGUCUGAGGACUGAUGACAGCAGCACCUAUCCCACCAUCACCUACUUCUUUAUUAUUCGCAGGUUGCCUCUUUUCUACACCCUCUUCCUCAUCAUCCCCUGCAUUGGCCUGUCCUUCCUCACCAUUCUUGUCUUUUAUCUUCCCUCAAAUGGUGGCGAGAAGAUUUGUCUCUGCACCUCUGUACUAGUGUCACUCACCGUCUUCUUAUUGGUCAUUGAGGAGAUCAUCCCGUCUUCUUCGAAGGCAAUCCCUCUCAUUGGAGAAUACCUGGUUUUCACCAUGAUCUUUGUCACACUUUCUAUCAUCAUCACUGUGUUUGCUAUCAACAUCCACCAUCGCUCUUCCUCUACACAUCAUGGCAUGGCACCUUGGGUGAGGAGGAUUUUCCUUCAUCGUCUGCCUAAACUGCUGUGCAUGCGCAGCCAUGUGGACCGUUAUGCCCCUGCUGGAGUGGGAGGAGCUGCAGGACCAGGAUCAUUAAAGGACUCUGCGUCUGAACUCACUCCUCUCCGUUAUUCACGUCACAACUUCAAAGCAGCUUUGGAGUCUAUUCGCUAUAUAACCAUGCAUGUUGUAAAAGAAAAUCAGGCCAGAGAGGUGGUUCAGGACUGGAAGUUUGUAGCCCAGGUUCUGGAUCGAAUGUUUUUGUGGGCCUUCCUCCUGGUGUCAGUCUUUGGCUCUGCUCUCCUCUUUAUUCCAGUUAUUUACAAAUGGGCCAGCAUCAUUGUCCCUAUCCAUGUUGGAAGUACUCUCUGAAAAACCAACAGUUCAUUUUACCACAAAAGGAAGGACAUCACAUUAACAGCUCUUGUUUGAAAGACACUGAGAAAACAUUCAGAUAACAGUCUUACUCUGCAGCUAAUCUGUAAGCUGCAGCUGUGUCAGAGAUCAUGGAGAUACACACAUCGUGUCUCGAAUUAAGCUGGAAAUGCCAUAAAUUAAAGGAUUUUUAAAGAGGACACGUGCAUGCAAAACACAAUGUAUUUGUAACAGUGCUCUCGAUGCACAGCAUUCUUCCAAAAAUGUGCAAAAAGAGGAGCUGCUCAAAGCUUGAAGAAAUACAUUUUAAUUGUGAUAAAACACAAAAUUAUUGUGGAAAUCUCAUAGAGAACAACGUCAUGACCGUUUGUACAGUAUGUUUAGAAAAUACAAAUUGUACCAGAGCAUGGGGUGCCAAAUAUUCUUUUUAUGAGAGUACAGAUGAUUUUAAAGAAUAUCCUUUUCACUCUGUCCCUAUUCCACUGAAAUAAACUUCAGUAUAACAAAACA
This is a messenger RNA of Melanotaenia boesemani (Boeseman's rainbowfish), 2190 nucleotides long. RefSeq names its product cholinergic receptor, nicotinic, alpha 5 (gene chrna5). Gene Ontology annotation, cellular component: synapse; neuron projection; postsynaptic membrane. Bases 259 to 1677 code for a protein of 472 amino acids. The record is from RefSeq and is a predicted model, not a curated record. NCBI's taxonomy places the organism in Eukaryota, Metazoa, Chordata, Actinopteri, Atheriniformes, Melanotaeniidae. Gene Ontology annotation, biological process: nervous system process; signal transduction; regulation of membrane potential. The transcript is spliced from 8 exons. Gene Ontology annotation, molecular function: acetylcholine-gated monoatomic cation-selective channel activity; transmembrane signaling receptor activity.